This is a messenger RNA of Malassezia pachydermatis, 1074 nucleotides long. RefSeq names its product dna glycosylase. Gene Ontology annotation, molecular function: DNA-3-methyladenine glycosylase activity; DNA-7-methylguanine glycosylase activity; alkylated DNA binding. The record is from RefSeq and is a predicted model, not a curated record. Gene Ontology annotation, cellular component: nucleus; protein-DNA complex. The transcript has a single exon. Gene Ontology annotation, biological process: base-excision repair, AP site formation; DNA alkylation repair; base-excision repair. Bases 1 to 1074 code for a protein of 357 amino acids. NCBI's taxonomy places the organism in Eukaryota, Fungi, Basidiomycota, Malasseziomycetes, Malasseziales, Malasseziaceae.
AUGUCCACCGACCGCGCACGGCCCUGGUCGGACAUGCCUGUGAUCAAGCCCAGCACUGCGCGACGAUCGUCUCGGCUGCUGGGAAAGACAGCGAGUGCACCUGUGAUACAAGUUCCUACGUUGUCUGUCGAAUCGAAGCCGGCUCCGCGUGUCAAGCGUGUGAAGAUCGAGGCGGCGCCGCCUUCUCUCCCGCCCCUUUUGCCUGACGACCAAGUGUACCAAUGCACGACCAUUGAACAGCCCGUCCUUCCCUUCUCUCUCGACACCGCCAAGGCCCACUUGUGCCGCGUCGAUCCACGCUUCAAGGCCCUCUUUGCGCAGAUGGAAUUGAAAGUCUACGAUGAAAUGUACCGUGGCGACGUCAAGCAACUCAACCUUUUCCGCACGCUUACCACCUCUAUCCUGGGCCAGCAGAUUUCAUGGCGUGCAGCGCGGAGUAUUCUGUACAAGUUCUGCCGCUUGUUCGAGCCCAGCAUGCCUUCUGUGGACGAGAUCCAUGUGGCAGCUGUCGACAAGGAGCAGUGGCCCUUCCCGACGCCCCGCCAGGUCCUCCAAGUCUCGGACGAGGCGCUCCGUUCGGCGGGGCUGAGUGGCGCCAAAAUCAAGUACGUCCGCGAUGUUGCACGACGCUUUGCAGAUGGCCGCUUGGACGUACGAAAGAUCGUGCAGAUGGACCCCGAAGCUUGCAUUGCCGAGCUUACGCAGGUCAAAGGCGUCGGUCGUUGGACGGCGGAAAUGCUACUCAUGUUUGCGAUGCGCAGCCCGGAUAUUCUGCCUGUGGGUGAUCUGGGCGUGCAGCGAGGCAUGGUUCAUUUUUACAUGGCAGAUCAUCAUGGUCCUACCAUUACGGAGGCCAAGCGGCAAGCUACGUACACGCCUUCCGCGCUGGAUACCCACACCGACCUUCCCUAUCCUACCACUACUGUCACACGUUCGACGCUGGCCCAGCGGGCGCGUGGCCAAAAGACGUCCAAAAAGAUGUACUUGGACCCGGAGGAAAUGCAUGCGCUGGCAUUGCCAUGGGCCCCCUACCGGUCUGUCGCCUGCAUGUUUAUGUGGUCCAUUGAUAGCUAA